UGCACAACCAUUAGGUUGUUUUGCUAAGACAAUGCGUAGGUUGUUCGUCAGGUGGGCCGAAAUCUCAACAUAUAAAACCAGCAACUAAAACUAAAGACAGAAAGAAAGAAAGCAAAAUCAAACUUAUAGAGAGAGAGAGAGAGAGAGAGAGAGAGAGAGAAAGCAAAAUCAAAAACUUAGAGAGAGAGAGAGAGACAAUGAUAAAGGAGACGUUCUUCAUAUCGCACGGAGCGCCGACGCUGUCGAUCGACGACAGCCUGCCGGCGAGGCAUUUCCUGCAAUCUUGGAAGCAAAAGGUGUUCCCGCACACACCCAAAUCCAUCCUCAUAAUCUCAAGCCACUGGGAAACUCAUGUCCCAACAGUCAACGUCAUCUCUCCCUCCAAAGUUAACGACACCAUUUACGACUUCUCUGGCUUUCCUAAACCCAUGUACCAGCUCAAGUAUCCAGCACCAGGAGCUCCACAAUUAGGAAAGAGAGUGAAGGAACUUCUUUCGGCGUCUGGGCAUGACCAGGUCGACGAAGACAAAGAACGUGGGCUGGACCAUGGGGCGUGGGUUCCCCUAAUGUUGAUGUACCCAGAGGCCCAAAUCCCGGUUUGCCAACUCUCGGUCCAGACCCAAAUGGAUGCCACUUACCACUACAACUUGGGCCGGGCUCUGGCCCCUUUGAAGGACGAAGGCGUUCUCAUCAUCGGCUCCGGAACUGCCACUCAUAACUUGAAGGCAGUGAGCUACACCGAUGAGUCAUUGCUUCCUUGGGCCGUGGACUUUGAUACUUGGCUUCGGCAUGCCCUUGAAGAUGGAAGAUAUGAAGAUGUGAACAAGUACCUAGAGAAGGCGCCCUACGCGAAAAUGGCACACCCUUGGCCGGAACAUUUCUACCCGCUGCAUGUGGCAAUGGGCGCAGCGGGCGACCAAGCCAAGGCGAAGCUUAUCCACCAUAGCUGGAGCAAUGGUACCAUUUCUUAUGCCUCCUACCAAUUCACUGCUCCUAACUAGUGUCACUAGUUGUAAUAAGUUGAUCACUUUCUGGUUACCUACGCUUGUAAUAAUACACACUUCAGAUGAAUUUUUUGCUCUUUGCAUUAUAGAAUGAUCAUGUGUGUAUGUUUGUAUUUGUCAGCAUUUAUGCUCUUAGGAAUAAAUGUAACGAUGUUCUUUAAGACAUUUUAAAUAUU
This is a messenger RNA of Morus notabilis, 1180 nucleotides long. RefSeq names its product extradiol ring-cleavage dioxygenase-like. The record is from RefSeq and is a predicted model, not a curated record. Gene Ontology annotation, molecular function: zinc ion binding; ferrous iron binding; oxidoreductase activity, acting on single donors with incorporation of molecular oxygen. NCBI's taxonomy places the organism in Eukaryota, Viridiplantae, Streptophyta, Magnoliopsida, Rosales, Moraceae. Bases 198 to 1001 code for a protein of 267 amino acids. The transcript has 3 exons.